AUGAAACACGUCAUCGGGGGCUGUUGGCGUCCCCGGCCCGAAGCGAAACUGAAGCGAGCCGGGAGCUCCGCCCCCUGCCCCCUCCCGAGGCCGGGGGUAGCCAAUGGGGAAGGGCGGCCCCGGGAGCCGGCCAAUGAGGGAGCGGCGGGGGCGGCGGGAGGCGCGGGAUGGCCGCAGCGGGGACGGCCGCCGCCGCGGGGGCCGGGACGGGGCCCCUGUGAGAUGGCGGGGUACGGGGGAGCGGGGGCCGCGGGGGCCGCGGGGGCCGCGGGGGCCGGCCUGCGGGAGGAGCGGCGCUACGGCCUGUCGUGCGGGCCGUCGGGAGGGCCGUCGGGCGGGCCCCCGGGAGGGCCCCCGGCCGGGCCCCCGGCCCACGAACGGCUCACCGUGCUGCACGUCAAGAUGACCGAGACGGCCUUCCGCGCGCUGGAGACCUAUCAGAGCCGCAAGAACUCCACUCCUUCCAGACCCUCUAUUCAAUUUCAAGGACUUCAAGGGCUCGUCAAAAUUCCCAAAAGUGAUCUCCCAAACGAAGUGCAUAACUUUAACUUCUACUUGUCGAAUGUUGGUAAAGAUAACCCUCAGGGAAGCUUUGACUGCAUCCAGCAAACAGUCUCCAGUUCUGGAGCCUCACAACUCAAUUGCCUGGGAUUCAUUCAAGAUAAAAUUACAGUGUGUGCAACGAGUGAUUCCUAUCAGGUGACGAGGGAACGGAUGACCCAGGCGGAAGAGGAAUCUCGCAAUCGGAGUACAAAGGUCAUAAAACCUGGCGGACCAUUUGUAGGUAAGAGAGUCCAGAUUCGGAAAGCACCUCAAGCUAUUCCGGACGCAGCGCCAGAGAGGAAAAGGUCAACUCCCAUCAACCCUGCAAAUACGAUACGAAAGACCCACGUAAGCAACAGUGUUUCCCAGCGGCCAUAUAGGGACAGAGUGAUUCACUUACUGGCGCUGAAGACCUACAAGAAACCAGAGAUACUGGCCCGUUUACAGAAAGAUGGGGUUAAUCAAAAAGACAAGAACUCUCUUGGAGCCAUCCUGCAACAGGUAGCCAACCUGAAUCCCAAGGACCUCUCGUACACUUUGAAGGAUUAUGUAUUUAAAGAGCUCCAGAAGGACUGGCCUGGCUACAAUGAGAUAGAUCGGCAGUCAUUAGAGCUCAUUCUGUCUAGAAAAUUAAAUCCAUCUCAGCAUGCCACCAGCACCAGUCGUUCAGAGUCUCCUCUACGUGCUAGUAAAGAGGCUGCGUCGUCUUCUCCAUCUCAGAAGCGACCCCUGGACUCGGAUUUCAUCGACCCUCUGGCCAAUAAAAAAACCCGGAUAUCUCACCUAACCAACAGAGUUCCGCCGACCCUAAACGGUCACCCAAAUGCCACCAGUGAGAAAACUGCCGCAGCCCCCCCGCCCCCGCCGCCUCCUGCAGCUGCUGCCACCCCAACCCCCCCGCCCCUUCCUUCGACCCACCUGCCGGUUUCAAAUCCUCAGACUGCAAAUUCUAACUCCAAUUCCCCCAGCACCCCAGAGGGCCGGGGGACUCAAGACCUGCCCGUCGACAGUUUCAGUCAAAACGGCGGCAUCUACGGGGACCAGCAAGACAAAUAUACCUCUAGGACUUCUCUGGAAAUCCCGGCACCCGCUCCAAUCCAUUUGGAGUGUUCAAAGCCCGGGGGUGACAAACAUUCGGCGUCCCACAAAAAAUCCAAAAAGAAGUCUAAGAAACAUAAGGAAAAGGACCAAAUUAAAAAGCAUGACACGGACAGUGUUGAAGAAAAGGAGAGAGAAGUUAAGAAAAAAGAUGACGUUGCCAAGCUAAACAGCUCCGGUCUGGAUUUGAACGAAGGGGUGCAGGUUUGCAGUGCCUCUACCGAUCCUUCGUCCACAAUCGAACUACCGGAUUAUUUGAUGAAAUAUAUCGCUAUAGUCUCACACGAGCAACGCCAGACUUACAAAAACGACUUCAAUGCAGAGUACGAUGAAUACAGAAAGUUGCAUGCCAGAAUGGAGACCGUCGCUAGAAGAUUUAUUAAACUUGAUGCCCAACGUAAGCGCCUUUCUCCUGGUUCAAAAGAAUAUCAGAUCGUUCACGAGGAAGUCCUCCAAGAAUACCGGAAGAUCAAGCAGUCAAGUCCCAAUUAUCAUGAAGAGAAAUACAGAUGUGAAUAUCUUCAUAACAAGCUGGCUCACAUUAAAAGACUAAUAGGUGAAUUUGACCAACAGCAAGCGGGGUCUUGGCACUAGAAUUCUGUUUGGACCAGAGGAUGUGAAUACACUUAAGCUUAUUUAUUUAAAAUUCCAAAUGAGUUGCUCUAAGAUUCUCAAAAGAUGAAACUUUUACCCGUUGAAAGUUUCAGUAUUAGCAGACUCGAGUUACAAGUUUUUUUUAUUUUUUAUUUUAUUUUAUUUUUUGUUCUUAUUUUUGCUUCCCUGCAUAUUUGAAGCUGCUUCUUCCGGUCCCUUCUUUUCUCAAGACUUGUGUUUGUCCAUGGAAAUCAUUCUUCAGAUACCGGGGAUCCAGUGUCUAUAUUUCAGAGUUGUGCACAUUUAAAAAAAAAAAAAAAAAAA
Molecule: messenger RNA, 2559 nt
Organism: Tachyglossus aculeatus (Australian echidna)
Lineage: Eukaryota; Metazoa; Chordata; Mammalia; Monotremata; Tachyglossidae
Gene: ELL2
Product: elongation factor for RNA polymerase II 2
Biological process (GO): positive regulation of transcription elongation by RNA polymerase II; snRNA transcription by RNA polymerase II; transcription elongation by RNA polymerase II
Cellular component (GO): transcription elongation factor complex
Molecular function (GO): cis-regulatory region sequence-specific DNA binding
Source: RefSeq, a predicted model, not a curated record